Camponotus floridanus (Florida carpenter ant) is the source of this 1264-nucleotide messenger RNA. Its product is annotated as protein ALP1-like. The transcript has 2 exons. The coding region runs from base 410 to 862 and encodes 150 amino acids. NCBI's taxonomy places the organism in Eukaryota, Metazoa, Arthropoda, Insecta, Hymenoptera, Formicidae. The record is from RefSeq and is a predicted model, not a curated record.
UCUUACUGUAAAUUUUCGUACUAAAAGACAUUAAAAAUCUUUGUCAUCUAAAGUCAAUUCAUAUCGAUUAAAAUUAAUACUCAUUAGUGAUAUUGAAGACGAUAAACAAGAAAAACGAUUGAAAUCGAUUAAAUUUUAAGCGACAUUUUUGGAAACAUCGAUUAAAUUGAUCAAAGUAUAUUAAAGUCGAUUAAUUUUCAGUUCACUUUUAUCGACUUUAAUCCCAUAUUUCCAGCAGGGUGGAGACAGUGUAUUGACCACUUCUUUACAUUUUCGGAUAGGAAAAUCAACUGUAUAUAAUAUUAUUCCUGAAGUGUGUAAUGCAAUAUGGGAGGUAUUGCAAGAGACAUAUCUUCGAUAUCCACAAGAAGAGAAGGAAUGGCUAAAAAUCGCAGAUGAGUUCAAUAAUAUGUGGGAUUUUCCAAAUUAUAUCGGGGCAAUUGAUGGGAAGCAUUGUCGAAUACAAGCUCCACCAAAUUCACAUAGCGCUUUUCACAAUUACAAGGGUUUUUUUAGUCUUAUACUAAUGGCUAUUGUGGAUGCUCAUUACCGUUUCAUUUGGGUGGACAUUGGAGAUUACGGUUCCCUGAAUGACGCUGGAAUCUGGUCACAUACUACAAUGAAGCAAGCAUUUGAAAACAAUAUGUUAUUUAUACCAGAAGUUCGUUCGUUACCUAAUACAAAUGAUCUAUUGCCAUUUUCUAUUGUUGGAGACGAAGGCUUUCCACUCAAAACAUAUUUAAUGCGUCCAUAUGCAAAGAAAAAUUUACAAAGUAACGAGCAAAAAGUGUUCAAUUAUCGGUUGUCAAGAGCACGUCGAGUCGUCGAAAAUGCUUUUGGUAUUCUUGUGGCACGAUGGUGAAUACUACAUAAACCUAUAGCUCUGAAAUUAAGUACUGUGGAGAAAAUAGUGCAAGCUGUAACUUGUUUGCAUAAUUAUAUUAUAAGUACCAAUGUACAAAAUAAUUUUUAUUUUAAUGAAAGAAUGGUAGAUCGAGAAGAAGCUAAUGGUGAAAUAGUACCAGGGAAUUGGCGAAAUGAAAUAGAAGAAAAUAGUUUUAUUCAUCCUUUAGGGCGAGAUGGUGCCAACAUUAGUACAGCUGCUGCUAUGAGACAACGCGAAACUCUUGCUCGAUAUUUUGUCUCAGAAGAAGGAAGCAUUCCAUAUCAAUGGCAACGCAUAUAAAUAUUUUGUAGGAUUAAUAAAAAUUACGUGUAAAGUUUUUGUAAUUUCUUCCUUUAUUAAUAAUAAUAUUAAUUGCAC